Jatropha curcas is the source of this 3310-nucleotide messenger RNA. The record is from RefSeq and is a predicted model, not a curated record. Lineage: Eukaryota; Viridiplantae; Streptophyta; Magnoliopsida; Malpighiales; Euphorbiaceae.
UUAUUAUUUCUGACCAAUUACUCUGCUCAUCAUAGCACAUGGAAGACACAGGAGAGGAGUCCUUCAGUCCUUCACUAUUACUCACCCCAACUUAAAUGUCUAUUUGAGCUAGUUACUCUUUCUCUACGUUCCUCUUCUCCUCUCUUCUAUCGUGUCUCUAAAUUUUCCCCAGACAUUCUGGUUUCAAAUCUCUUCUGUGUAUGAACUUUGUACAAAAAGGACUCUCAAGAAAGAGAAUCUUUCUUCUAUUUUCUUUCUUCGUUUCUUUGUCCCUUUUUGCUCUCUUUUUCUUGAAGCUCAAAAACCCAGGAAGAAAAUGAAGGCAGAACACUUUCUUGCAUCUGUCUCUUGACAUAACGUUCUUUACUUUAUCUCGGAGCUCCUUUCUGUCAAAACUAAAACUGUACGCCUUUCUUCUGUCUUUAUGCACUAAAGACUUUGUUUCUUGAGCUGGUUUAUGGGAUUUCUGGAAUGAAAAUGAAAUAAACCCAUUUAGCCACUUCAGAAAAGAAAAUUGGAUCUUAAAGUUUUGAGUCUUUUUUUUCGGUCAGUAAUAAAAACAUUUAUCUUUUAUAGCCAUUGAAUUGGCUUUGCAGUGUUAAGAGGUUCAAAAGAGCAAGUAUUAUGUAUAUAUGAAAAUAUAUGUUUGGAUAUGUUUUGUAGUGUUCCCCACAAUUUCAAACAGAACUUUUAUUUCUUUCUUUCUUGAAUUUAUUUUUGUCAAGGCAUAAGCUUUUCAGUGAAAGAUUUUCUUUUUAUAAGGCUUUAAAACUUUUCAGUGAUGAAACUAAGUAACAAUUUACAAGAUUGGAAGUCAAAACCAAAGAAAGCUGCUACUAUUAUUUGUUGUCUUUCCUUUUUCUCUUCUUAUUUCUCCAUCAAAGUCAGAGUUUUGGUUUUGUACAUAACAAGAGGCCAAUCGCUACUAGGACAGUAAUGGUCUCUUCCCUCUAAACUAAAUCUUUGUUCUUUUUCAGCCUUCAUUACUGACUCAAACUCAUCCACCUUGAGUUCUAUUUAGUGUAGUUUUUUAGCCUUUUCAAGCAGGACCAUGUUUUUUUUUUCUUGAACAUUGUUUUCCUUAAACAAACCCACAUAGGUUUGCUCCUUUGCAAUACAAGAAUGGGGUUUUUCUGCUAAGCACGUGAUUGCUUCUGGGUGUGCUUGAAUAUUCCAUAACUAAGGAUUCGAUUUUAGAAAAAAAAAGAAAGAAUCUGAUCUGAUUAGGUAGACUUAUCAUUUUUUAGCUUAAGUUAUGGCUGAGGAGAUAGUACCAGAGAACCUCAAGAAACAACUUGCUCUUGCUGUUAGGAGCAUUCAAUGGAGCUAUGCAAUCUUUUGGUCCAUUUCAACUAGACAACCUGGGGCUUUGGAGUGGGGUGAUGGGUACUACAAUGGAGAUAUUAAGACAAGAAAAACAGUUCAAUCUGUAGAGCUCAAUGCAGACCAAUUGGGUUUGCAAAGAAGUGAACAGUUAAGAGAACUCUAUGAGUCUCUUUCAGCUGGUGAAGCCAGCCCACAAGCUAGGAGACCUUCAGUAGCACUAUCACCAGAAGAUCUUACUGAUACAGAGUGGUAUUACUUAGUUUGCAUGUCUUUUUUGUUCAACAUUGGCCAAGGCUUGCCAGGAAGAACCUUAGCAAAUGGUCAGCCGAUUUGGUUAAGCAAUGCUCAUUUUGCAGAUAGUAAAGUAUUCACUCGCUCUCUGCUAGCUAAAAGUGCAUCUAUUCAGACUGUAGUAUGCUUUCCAUUCGUGAGAGGGGUGAUAGAACUGGGUGUGACAGAUCUGAUUUUGGAGGACCCAAGUCUGAUUCAGCAUGUUAAAACUUCGUUCUUGGAGAUUCCAUAUCCAGUAGUUGCUACUACGACGAUUACAAAAAGUGACAAAGAAUUUGCUUUUGAUGGGGAGAUUCUUGAAGCCAAGUUAAUUCCAGUCAUAGGAUGUGAAGAGUUAGAUGUAGUUUCCCCCAAUAACAGUUCGAAUAAUCAGCCUGCGGAGGACUCAUUCAUGGUUGAAGGGAUAAAUGGAGGAGCUUCCCAAGUACAAAGUUGGCAGUUAUUGGAUGAUGACUUCAGUAACUGUGUCCAUUCUUUGAAUUCCAGUGACUGUAUAUCUCAAACCAUCGUAGAACCUAUAAAGGUUGUUCCUGUUGUGAACAAAGAAAAGGUCAAUGAAAGAUGUCCACAAGAGGUUCAAGACUGUAAUCGGACGAAGCUUACUUCAUUGGACCUACGAAAUGAUGAUUUUCAUUAUCAAAGUGUCCUCUCAUCUCUUUUGAAGACUUCCCAUCCAUUAAUUCUUGGACAGCAUGUUCAAAACUCUAACAAGUUAUCCAGCUUUGUUGGUUGGAAGAAAGUGGGGUUAGUGCAUUAUCAGAAAUCAGAAGGUGCACCCUCCCAGAAACUACUGAAGAAAGUUCUGUUUGAAGUUCCUCGAAUGCAUGUAAAUGGCUUGCCAGAGUCUCCAGGAGACAAAAGCAAUGGGGUUCGAGUCUUGAGACCAGAGGCAGAUGAUUUUGGUGCAAACCAUGUAUUGUCAGAGAGGAAACGAAGAGAAAAGCUUAAUGAAAGAUUUAUGAUUCUCAAGUCAAUUGUCCCUUCAAUCAACAAGGUUGAUAAAGUAUCUAUCCUCGACGACACAAUAGAAUACCUUCAAGAGCUUGAAAAAAGAGUUGAAGAGUUGGAAUCAUGUAGGGGGUCAACAGAGUUAGAGGCAAGAGCAAGAAGAAAACUCCAAGAUGCUAUAGAGGGGACAUCUGAUAACUAUGGCAGCAACAAAACUGGUAAUAACAAAAAGCAUUUAGUAAACAAGAGAAAGGCUCAUGACAUCUCUGAAAUGGAACCAGAGAUUAAUUAUAACAUACCAAAAGAUUGCUCCACUGACAACAUAACUGUCAGUAUCAAUGACAUGGAUAUAUUAAUCGAAAUCAAGUGUCUGUGGAGGGAGGGACUGUUGCUUGAGAUCAUCGAUGUUAUAAGCCAUAUGCACUUAGAUUCUUACUCGGUUCAAUCAUCAACCAUAGAUGGCACUCUUUCUUUGACCAUCAAAUCUAAGAAGGGUUUAAGAACUGCAUCAGCUGGGGCGAUCAGACAAGCACUUCAAAGAGUUGCCUGUAAAUGUUGAAGAUUGGCCUCACAUUUAGUCUGUAUUGUUUCUUUCAUCAUUAGAAUUUCACUACUUGAGUUGUAAAAUUGCGUAUUGUUGGGGAUUUUGUACAUCAUUGCUAUAAAACAAGAGAUUUUCAUCCAAGUAGAGUUAGCCUAAUAAACAGAAAUAAACAUGUUUCAAUAUCAAAUGAAUUUUCUGCAA